GCAGUAGCGUCGGAAGUUGAAGAGAGUUUCCUGUGAGCUCGGCUUCCUCAACAUGGCAGCGCCCUUGUCUGUGGAGGUGGAGUUCGGAGGCGGUGCGGAGCUCCUGUUUGACGGUGUGAAGAAGCAUCAGGUCACCUUGCCUGGACAGGAGGAACCCUGGGACAUCCGGAACCUCCUUGUCUGGAUCAAGAAGAACUUGCUAAAAGAGCGGCCAGAGUUGUUCAUCCAGGGAGACAGCGUGCGGCCAGGGAUUCUGGUGCUGAUUAACGACGCCGACUGGGAACUGCUGGGUGAGCUGGACUACCAGCUUCAGGACCAGGACAGCAUCCUCUUCAUAUCCACGCUGCACGGCGGCUGAGGGCCCUUCUCUGUGCCUGGGCCCCCUUGGGGUGGGGAGAACAAAACAAUCAGACAUCCCCUUGGGCCCUGCUUCCAGAUCUCCCUGUCUCCCUUGGCUGCUUUCUUCCCUCCUCUGUCCCCUGAGCUCCCUCCAGGCAGGGAAAAGAGGCCAGGUGCUAAAAAUGAGCCUUUCUCAGGCACGUGAGCAGGGGAAGGCAGGCAGGCGGGCAGGCACCCGAGCCCGGCACUGCCUCUCCCAGCAGCUGAGGUGGGGGAGGGUGCCCCUCAGUUUGUCAGGAGUGGAGGGGUCUGUGCGGCCAGGUGACCCUGCAGCUCUCUACUCCUGUGUCUCAGUCUAAACACUGAGUGACCGCUGACGAGGCACUCCAGCUCCUGGGCCGUGGUGCCUUCCUGGGGGAAGAUGAAUGGGCCUGAAUAGCUGAUGGCAGGCCCCUCCCUUCUCAAAGAUUGGAGGGGUCUCCGCCUCAGUUUCCCCAUCUGGAUAGCAGAGGGCUCUGCCUGUCCCCCACUGAUAUCAUUGUGGAACCCCAGCUGGGGUCCCCUAUUCAGUGCUGCCCCCACACACACAGCAGCUGCUCUUCCAGCCACACCCCUCCUCCUGCUCCCCCAUCCACAGCCCUUGACCCUGGCUGGCCUCCCCCCACACAGGCCACCAGAUGGGCUCCUGAGACCCUCCUCCCGGCAAAAGGCUGCCAGCAUGCAGCUCAUUCCGCUGAGGGGGGAGAGAAGGAGGGUGUGGGCUAAACCUUGGACUGGCAGAUAGAGGUUUGGGGGGUCAAUGUGCCUCAGUUUCCUCCUCAACAACAACUGAAUUUUUAUAGUAUCUGAAAACUGGGGAGAUAUUUGAUGGCACAAAUGUACACUUGAUCUCCUCUCUCACCUUCUGCAGGAAGCAGGAUGGGGGCAGGCAGCACCUGGUAGGCAGGAUGGUUCACCCCUCCUCCCUCCAUCCCUUCUGGAAGUCUUGGGGCCUCAGUGCCUGCAACAGCUGGCCUUGGGCAAAUAAAAGACUAGGUUGUUUACUG
This is a messenger RNA of Balaenoptera ricei (Rice's whale), 1385 nucleotides long. RefSeq names its product ubiquitin related modifier 1 (gene URM1). Lineage: Eukaryota; Metazoa; Chordata; Mammalia; Artiodactyla; Balaenopteridae. Gene Ontology annotation, biological process: tRNA thio-modification; protein urmylation. Gene Ontology annotation, molecular function: protein tag activity. The record is from RefSeq and is a predicted model, not a curated record. The transcript is spliced from 5 exons. Gene Ontology annotation, cellular component: nucleus; cytoplasm. The coding region runs from base 53 to 358 and encodes 101 amino acids.